Molecule: messenger RNA, 1143 nt
Organism: Leishmania mexicana MHOM/GT/2001/U1103
Lineage: Eukaryota; Euglenozoa; Kinetoplastea; Trypanosomatida; Trypanosomatidae
Exons: 1
Coding region: 1-1143 (380 amino acids)
Source: RefSeq, a predicted model, not a curated record
AUGUCCGCUUCUACUCUUCCCACUCGUGAGGACCUCUGCGUGUCACCCGCCAGGGAAGCAGUGGGGAUUCGGUGUCCUUUCGCGUCUACUCCAAAGGCGGCGGCGGACUCGACAACAGAGGAAGGGGCUGGAGCGCCUUCCGAGUGCGACGCAGCAACGGCGGGGGUGUCUAAGGCGAGCGCGUUCGAGGUAAGAGUGAAGUCGACUGUUCAUCAUGAGCACCGUCGACCGCGAUGCUGCAGUGACUCCAGUGGCACUCUGCAGACCGCGAGGUCGGAGCGCAGCUCUGGCGAUUGCCAAGGCAGCGUGACCGACACAGAUGCGCCAGCGAUCGCGCUUGCCACCGGUAUCGAGAUGCAAGACAUCACCCGUGGGGCUGCGGGUAGAGGGCCUUUGCACUCCGGCGUCGAGAGUACGACGAUGCCAUGGCUUUUCGAGCGCCAGGUGCAGGAUGCCCCACAGCACAGCAGUUACAGGGAUGCAGGAAACGCCCCUGUGCCGGCUUUGGCAGGCAACACGGUCAACUCCAUCGGGUGCACGGAAGUGCCACCAACAACAGCCUUCACAAUGUGGGUACCGACGCAGUUCACUACGGCUGCUGGACGAGCCAUAUGCUUGCGAGAGCGGCGACUCUUGACGGCAGAAUCUCCCUACUGGAAGCUUCUCCGUUUUGACCCGGCGAGAGAGGCGAUUGUGGUGCCCCCCGGCUCUUCCGCUGACGAGUGCGAUCACGACGAGGAGGCUGUCCUUGGUGCUUCUGGGGAACACUCUGACCCAAUGUCCGGAGCGAAACACGCUGCAGAGCAGUUAUCCACUGACGCUGCUGCUGCUGCACUCCGCGGCGCUAUUGGCGAGUCAUGUUGCGAGACCACAGUGAGUGCUGGGUUACCAUUGACAUCCACCUAUGCUGGUUAUGCGUGGGUGCAUCGUUGUGUGCGGCGCCGACGUGCCGCGUCGUGUCCUGAGCGCGUCCUCGGCUCGUGGUCGAAUCUCUCCGUGUGUAGGGACGCAGACUACUCGCUGCCACCCUUCUCGGGCUUCUGUGCCGCUGACGGCCGUCCUUUCUAUUGCCACAGUCCGUCUGCUUCUCCCGAGGGACAAGGUUGCCAGGAGCGUCGAUCUGGGGGUGCCGAGGGUGUUUGA